AUGAUUUUGGGCUGUGCCGAAGGCCGCAGCAAUACCACGGUGGGCGCCGACCUGGGAGUGUCCGAUGAGACGGUGGGGAAGUGGCGUUCCCGGUUCCUGGAACGGAGGCUGGACGGACUGUCGGACGAACCGCGCAGCGGACGGCCUCGAGCGGUUACCGAUGACCACGUGGAGCGUGUGAUUACGCUGACGCUGGAGACCACCCCCAAGGACGCGACCCACUGGAGCACCCGGUCCAUGGCCCAGCGCAGCGGGCUGAGCCACAACACGGUCAGCCGCAUCUGGCGGGCCUUCGGAUUGCAGCCCCACCGCACGGAGACCUUCAAGCUGUCGGCAGACCCCUUCUUCAUCGAGAAGGUCAGGGACGUUGUGGGGCUAUACCUGAAUCCACCGGAUCGGGCGUUGGUCCUGUGCGUGGACGAGAAUUCCCAGAUCCAGGCGUUGGAUCGCACCCGUCCGCUAUUGCCCAUGCGCCCGGGACAGGUGGAACGGCGCACCCAUGAUUACGUGGAUUACCUGCGUCACGGCACCACUUCGCUGUUCGCCGCCUUGGACACCAGGACCGGCAAGGUGAUUGGUCGUUGCCACCAACGGCACCGGGCCGUGGAGUUCCGCAAAUUCCUCGAUACCAUCGAGGCCGAGGUGCCCGCCGACCUCGACGUCCACCUGAUCGCGGACAACUACGCCACCCACAAGACGGCGCUGAUCCGCAACUGGCUGGCCAAGCGGCCCCGCUUCCAUAUGCACUUCACACCCACCAGCGCCUCCUGGCUGAACCUGGUGGAGCGCUGGUUCGGUCUGCUCACCGAAAAGCAGUUGCGCCGUGGGGUGCAUCAGAGCAGCGCCGAACUGGAGGCUGCCAUCUACCGCUAUCUGGACGUCACCAACGAAGAUCCCCAACCUUUUGUCUGGACCCAGACCGCCAACCAAAUACUGGCCAACGUUGCCCGCUUUUGCCAACGUACUUUGGAUACAGGACACUAGGUGUAGCCUAGCUUUCCGAGCUCUACUCCGCUAUGUGGUCCACUUUCCUCUCGUACUAAUCUCAACGAAUGCCAUAUCUAUAGGGAACCAUUGCAGUGCAGAGCCGAGGCGCCGAUAUGA
Molecule: messenger RNA, 1104 nt
Organism: Geodia barretti
Lineage: Eukaryota; Metazoa; Porifera; Demospongiae; Tetractinellida; Geodiidae
Source: the annotation of a GenBank genome assembly